AUGCACUACCCGGAACUUCCUCUCCCGCCGCGGGAACGGACUGUUCAUCCAGAGGAGGUCGCUGCAGCCAUAUUCCGUGACCUGAGGGAGACGGCCAGGCUCCGGUUGGGCCAGGACGUCCGCCGGGCGGUGAUCGGCGUGCCGUCCUACUUCAACGCGGCACAGCGCGUGGCCGUGAUGCAGGCGGCGGAGCUGGCCGGGCUGAGGGUGGAGCGGCUAUGCGACGAGACCUCGGCCGCGGCCCUGGCGUACGCAAGGGUCAGCCCCAAGGAGGGCGUCAGGAAGGUUGUGAUCGUGGACCUGGGCGGCGGUGGAGGCAGCGCGGCCGUCGUGGAGGUGCAAAGCAGGUCCAGGGUACGGGUGUUGGCGAGCUCGGGCACACGGCUGCUCGGCGGCGAGGACCUAGACGCAACCAUGCUACUACUCCUGGGGGAGAGAAAGAGUUUCAACGAUCAAGUCUGGGAAAAGCUGCGUUUACAGUGGAGAGAGGCAAAGAAGAAACUCUCUUUUUCUCAUCCUUCUGCAGACAUUAAAAUUUUUUCAACAGAAUCAAAAGAAGAAAUUUGCUUUGAGGUGACACAAGAGGACUUAAAAAAGCCAUUUUGUGAUUGGUGUGAGGGAAUCAUCGAAGGGAUUAGGAAAGUAAUGAUGGAUGCAAAUAUUGAUAUGGGGGAGGUGAAGGAUGUAGUCCUAAUGGGUGCGUCAGGCCGUUUCCCCAAACUUCGCAUGGAAGUUGAAAAUUUAUUCAAUAAGAAGUGCUGCAAGAUUGUAAAUGCCGAUGAAGGGGUGGCAAUUGGAACUGCUCUCCUGGGAGCAAGGCUGGCCUCAAUGACUGAUAUUACUCCACUCCCUAUUCAAAUCAGAUACACCACAUAUUAUUUUAAGCAGAACGAAAUAGAAUCUACAUCUGCUCAAACUGAACUUCCCCAUUCUAUUUACAAGCACACAAUGAUUGCUCGUUACAUAGAGAUUUUUCAAAGUGUUCCUAGUUCAGAAGGCAAUGUUUGUCAUUUUAAGUGCUAUGUAAACCAUGAUGAUGAAAUUCAUAUUAACAUAAAUGGUAUUUUUGAAAAAAUUGAUUAUCUGCGGAGAAAGAAAAAGCUGUGCAUUGCUACCAGUAGCAAUCUACCAGAGGAAAUGUUGCUUUUAAUUAAGCAAAAGGUUGUAUCUGCGUCCGGCUUCGGCUUUCAGCUGAUGCGGCAGCUCUUCCAACAACAACAACAAUAA
Molecule: messenger RNA, 1227 nt
Organism: Frankliniella occidentalis (western flower thrips)
Lineage: Eukaryota; Metazoa; Arthropoda; Insecta; Thysanoptera; Thripidae
Product: chaperone protein DnaK-like
Exons: 7
Coding region: 1-1227 (408 amino acids)
Biological process (GO): protein refolding; cellular response to unfolded protein
Cellular component (GO): cytoplasm
Molecular function (GO): heat shock protein binding; ATP binding; ATP-dependent protein folding chaperone
Source: RefSeq, a predicted model, not a curated record